AGAGAGAGAGAGAGAGAGAGAGAGAGAGAGAGAGAGAGAGAGAGAGGGAGAGAGAAAAACCGGAAAGUCCAAAAAGAGAUGCCUCAAAACAUCCAUGUGUCCAUCCGUCAUAAGCGCCACUCAUCCAUCUGUCCAUUCAGCCGUUGAUAUCUAUUCAGCCAUCCAUCCAGAGAGGCCGGCUGUGGGACAUGGAGGAAAAGGGAGCAGUAUCCGGUAUCAUGAUUUUAGAAUUUGAAGAGGACGUGGCGCUGACGGAGAAGAUGCGUAUGCGAGUGUCGUCUCUUCAGUGCUCGGGCCAAAAACGCCAGGACGGCGAGCGCCUGCUGCUGCCCCACGAGGCCGUCUACCGGCUGGACUUCCAGCGGCAGGACCUAAGCUUUCGCCACUGGAACGUGUCUUUGGGCGGGUGCGGGCGCGUCACCAUCACGGGGAUCUCGCAACACUGGACGCCCGACCUCACCCACCUGAUGGCGCGCCAGCUUCUGGAGCCCGUCGGCACCUUCUGGCGCGGCGCCGACGACCCCGACGGCUGCGAGCUCAAGUGGCUAGAGGCCGACAUGCAGGAGUUCGGCGAGAGAAUCGCCGAGCUAGCCAAGGUCCGCAAGGUCAUGUACUUCCUGUUCGCCUUCAAGGACGGCGCCGAGGCGGCCAAGUUGCGGUGCUCGCUGGCCUUUUCCUCCCUCCAAUGAAGCUUGCGUUCCGGGCAGUCGAAUGGAAACAAGCACUCGUGUCGUAAAACUGAAGACUUGUGUAUGGAAACCUUGAAAUAAAUCUUCUGAAGGCA
Molecule: messenger RNA, 784 nt
Organism: Hippocampus zosterae (dwarf seahorse)
Lineage: Eukaryota; Metazoa; Chordata; Actinopteri; Syngnathiformes; Syngnathidae
Product: olfactory marker protein-like
Exons: 2
Coding region: 189-689 (166 amino acids)
Biological process (GO): signal transduction; sensory perception of smell
Source: RefSeq, a predicted model, not a curated record